UCUCUCCGUGCAGGGAAAACCGGAACCGGCUGACGCAGAUCAUGCUCCUGAAAUCCCUGCUCCAGGUCUCCGUGGGUUUCCAGUGCACCAACAUGCUCACGGCUCUUCCCAGCGCAUUCCUGGACCGGCUCCUCUCCUCGGCCCUCCUGGAAGAUCCCGAAAUCCGCCUCUUUGUCCUGGAAAUCCUCAUCAGCUUCAUCGACCGCCACGGGAAUCGCCACAAGUUCUCCACCAUCAGCACCAUCAGCGACAUCUCCGUCCUGAAGCUGAAGGUGGAGAAAUGUUCCCGCCAGGAUUCCGUCUUCAUGAAGAAGCACGGGCAGCAGCUCUACCGGCACAUCUUCCUGAUCUCCAAGGAGGGCGACAACGGCCGCGCUCACUACGAGGCCCUUUUCAGCCUCCUGGUGCUGCUGAGCCUCGAGCUGGCCAACGAGGAGGUGGUGGUGGAUCUCAUCCGCCUCGUCCUGGCCGUCCAGGAGCUGGCGCAGCUGAACAAGGAGAACCUGUCCCCGGGCGGGCGCUGUGCCCUCCUGGCGCUCGGGGCCGCCUACCUCAACCUCAUCGGGCAGCUCCUCUCCGUGCCCACCUUCUGCCAGCACGUCCACCAGGUGAUCCAGACCCGGCAGAAGGAGGCUCCGUUCCUGCUGCCCGAGGACGUGUUCGUGGAGAACCCCCGGUUGAGUAAAAACCUGGAUCAGUUGGGGCCGGAGGUUUUCUUCUGGCAGAGCAAGAUCAGCGAAGCCCUGGGAGGGAGCGGAUACAACCUGGAGCGGCUCAGCAUUCCCUACGUCCCACAGCUCACGGACGAGGAUCGCUUAUCCAAGAGGAAAAGCAUCGGAGAAACCAUUUCCCUGCAGGUGGAGGUGGAAUCCCGGAACAGCCCCGAGCGGGAACAGAGAGCUCCGGCCGAGGAAAUCACCUACGAGAUGCUGAAGAAAGCCAUAGCAGACAGCGUGGCCGUGGAGGAGCAGGAGCGGGAACGGCGCCGGCAGGUGGUGGAAAAAUUCCAGAAGGCUCCGUUCGAGGAAAUCGCCGCCCACUGCGGGGCCAGGGCGACGCUGCUCCAGAGCAAACUCAACCAGAUCUUCGAGAUCACCAUCCGGUGG
Molecule: messenger RNA, 1106 nt
Organism: Chiroxiphia lanceolata (lance-tailed manakin)
Lineage: Eukaryota; Metazoa; Chordata; Aves; Passeriformes; Pipridae
Product: protein EFR3 homolog B-like
Exons: 11
Biological process (GO): protein localization to plasma membrane
Cellular component (GO): plasma membrane
Source: RefSeq, a predicted model, not a curated record